ACCUGUGCUUUUCCUGCUAUGACAAGUCAAAACAUCGCCUGCUAAAAAUUCCAAUCAAAUUAACUUUUUUGACUUUAUGUGUUUGUGGAGCGUUAUGGACGAAGUGACAGGAGCUCAGCUGAUGGCUGAGUCUCUGAAGGUCCAGAAAGUGGAGUACAUGUUUGGGAUCGUUGGUGUUCCUGUCAUUGAAGUGGCCGUGGCUGCUCAGGCUGCAGGGAUCAAAUAUGUGGGAAUGCGCAACGAGCAAGCGGCAUGCUACGCAGCAUCUGCCAUUGGAUACCUCACUGGGAGACCAGGUGCCUGCCUGGUGGUGUCUGGACCUGGACUCGUUCAUGCUCUGGGUGGAAUGGCCAAUGCUAACAUGAAUUGCUGGCCAGUGGUUGUUAUUGGAGGAUCCUCAGAUCGAAACCAAGAAACAGCAGGAGCCUUUCAGGAGUUUCCUCAGGUGGAAGCAUGUCGCCUAUACAGCAAAUUCUCUGCCAGACCCAGCAGUCUGGAAGCCAUCCCAUCAGUAAUAGAGAAGGCAGUUCGCACAAGCAUGUAUGGGCGUCCAGGUGCGUGUUAUGUGGACAUUGCUGGGGACAUGGUCAAUGCCAAUGUGGACAGGAGUAAAGUCAGAGUUGUGUCCUGCUGUCCACCUCCACCAGUGAGUUUGGCUGACCAUGGCGCAGUCACUGAGGCCAUCUCUGUCUUGAAAGCAGCUAAAAGACCCUUAGUCAUUGUUGGCAAAGGAGCAGCCUAUGGCCGAGCAGAAAAUGCACUUAGGGAGUUUGUGGAAACAAGUGGACUGCCAUUCCUGCCCACCCCCAUGGGGAAAGGAGUGCUGCCUGAUGAUCACCACAACUGUGUGGCUGCUGCCCGCUCAAGAGCUCUUCUUCAGGCUGAUGCUGUGCUUCUGCUCGGAGCCAGGCUCAACUGGAUUCUGCACUUUGGUCUCCCGCCUAGAUUUAACCCUGAUGUCAAAGUUAUUCAGGUUGACCUUUGUGCUGAGGAGAUGGGGAACAACGUGAGGCCUGCUGUUGCUCUGCUGGGCGACAUCAAUGCUAUUGUCAUUCAGCUCCUGGAGUGUGUCCAUAAAGAUGGCUGGAAGUAUCCUCCUGAUACAGAAUGGUGGAGCACACUGAAGGACAAAAUUGCUGCUAAUGCAAAAAUAUCACAGGCACUCGCUCUGCAAACAGCGUUGCCCUUGAACUACUAUGCAGUGUUUCACCACAUCUCCCAGUUGCUGCCACAGGAUUGCAUCAUUGUCAGCGAGGGGGCAAACACCAUGGACAUAGGACGCACUAUGUUGAAGAACUACCUGCCUCGACACAGGUUGGAUGCUGGUACAUUUGGAACAAUGGGAGUGGGCCUUGGUUUUGCGAUAGCGGCAAGGAGCAAGAAUAGAGGCCAGCGGAUUGUCUGUGUGGAGGGAGACAGUGCCUUUGGUUUUUCUGGCAUGGAGGUUGAAACCAUGUGCAGGUAUAAACUACCUGUGGUCAUUAUUGUGGUCAAUAAUAAUGGCAUAUACAGUGGCGUGAAUCCUGAGACGUGGAAAGAACUGGCAAAAGUGGGAGAUUUGACCACUACAGCCCCUCCUGUGAGCCUCCUACCUGAGGCCCGCUAUGAUGAGGUUAUGACGGCGUUUGGAGGUCGAGGGUUCCUGGUGAGGACGUUGGAGGAGCUGCGCAUCUCCUUGGAGCUUAGCUUGAGUGACUGGGAGAGGCCAAGUCUCCUCAAUGUGCUUAUUGACCCAUCCUCUGACAGAAAACAGCAGGAGUUUCCUUGGCUCACACGCGCCCACUUAUAGACUUGAGGAGAGAUCGGCUUCCUCCUUCGUCCAGAGCAUUAUCAGAACUGCAGUGACACUUCAGGAAACUCAAACGUGAACAUUCACUAUAAGGCUGCUUUUUGUGUUGUAAUUGUUUCUAUGAAAUAACAAAUGCUUUGUAAUAGUUGCUACACAAAUAUUAAAGUUAGUAAAACUAUAAAACAUUUUAAUACGUUGUGAUAUUGUGAAUUUUAUCUAAUCUGUGUUUUUCCUGACAUAAGGCUGCAGCUCUAAUUAUUUUCAUUAUUGAUUGCUCUGAUCAUUAUUGUCUUAACUAGAUUAAUUGCUUUGUCUAUAAAAUGACAGAAAAUUGUGAAAAAUAGUUCUGAUGAGCCAUUGUAAUGUUUUAAAAUGUCUUGUUUUGUCCAGGUUACUAUGAUAAAUUAAACAUCGAAAAACCAAAAACUUUGCUUUGUAAAGACUUUAAAAUACUAAAACAUAUUGUUGAUUGAUUUUCUGUCAGCCAACCUAUCAAUGAAUCAACCAUUCAGUUUAGCUGUACUCCCACAUAUUAAAUCUAGUUGUGUGAGUAACACGCUGUACGUGGACUGAAAGCUGUCAUCCUAAAGGAUCCAGCGCCAACACCGAUGCUG
Messenger RNA from Monopterus albus (swamp eel), 2403 nucleotides. RefSeq names its product 2-hydroxyacyl-CoA lyase 1 (gene hacl1). The record is from RefSeq and is a predicted model, not a curated record. Gene Ontology annotation, cellular component: peroxisome. Gene Ontology annotation, biological process: fatty acid alpha-oxidation. The coding region runs from base 77 to 1789 and encodes 570 amino acids. Gene Ontology annotation, molecular function: thiamine pyrophosphate binding; catalytic activity; magnesium ion binding. Lineage: Eukaryota; Metazoa; Chordata; Actinopteri; Synbranchiformes; Synbranchidae. The transcript is spliced from 18 exons.